AUGAUCGCUAAUAAGAAAAUCGCUUUCGUCGUUCUGCUGUUCGCCGCUGUUAUGAGCCAGGUUUUGUGCCAGCAAGUCGCUGAGGAUAACGCUUCCGAUGUUGCUGAAGGUCGCACAUUCAGCCAUCACUUCCUGAAGCGUUUGAGUUUUGCUGUCAUUCCCGGCGCCUUUGUUGUUGGUGUGAUCACCACCCUCUUGGCCGCACUUACCGUUGUCUCAAUGAAGGGUCUGGGUGUUGGUGUAAUCCUCUUAAUUCUGGCUAUCGGUCAGAUGCUGUCACGCGCCAUUCCUCAAGUGCAUGCUGCUGCUUAUACCGCUCCCGCCCCCGUGCCGGUAGUCUACUCGCACUCACACACCCAACAACCCGUCUGGCUCGAGAAGGAAUGGUAA
Messenger RNA from Bactrocera tryoni, 390 nucleotides. RefSeq names its product protein apnoia (gene apn). NCBI's taxonomy places the organism in Eukaryota, Metazoa, Arthropoda, Insecta, Diptera, Tephritidae. The record is from RefSeq and is a predicted model, not a curated record. The transcript has 3 exons. Bases 1 to 390 code for a protein of 129 amino acids.